CUCACGGAGUGAACCAUGGUACAGAGAGACAAAGUCGCAACAAGCGUUUGUAGACACAGCAGUGGAGAAAUGAAUUUGAUCAUUACGUUCCUUCAUGUGACAAUGGUGUCAGUCUUUUCUGGUGGUUCAGCUGAAGUUGUGAGUGAUUUUCGGGGGAAAUGUGCUGAAUUUUUUGCAAAUGGAAUUUCACCAACAAUACUACCUGAACCUCAGUACAAAAAAAUCUGCCAAACUUUAAAGGGAAAGGUUCAUUACGCCACACUUUACAACACUUACAAGAAGAUUCCAGUCUACUCAGCCUACAAGUUUAACAAGCGCAUUAGUUGUGAAAGAAAAAAGUCAUGGUGCAUCGAACCUCAACUUGAUGAUGCAGGAGAAGGACCAAAUAUGGUACCUGAGCCUUUCAGACAAUCAGACAACCAAGCUGUUAGUGAUGAUUAUAAGGACUCUGGCUACGACAAAGGUCAUCUGGCACCAGUCUUCCUGGCAGGCUCACAGGGCUGUGCUGAUGCCACCUUCACACUCACCAAUGCUGCUCCACAAAACCCCAGUUUUAAUAGAGGUCAAUGGAGGAUACUAGAAGAAAAAAUUGCAAAAGAACUAAACGAGCGAUGUCUGUUAAAAAAGAACACUGCUUACAUUGUAACAGGGGUGGUACCACGUAGACGUAAAAUACCUAGAAUAUUGAAUGUGCCUAGUCAUUUCUGGACUGCAUACUGCUGUUUAGACCAUAAUAAGGAAUGUCAUAUCUCAAGAGGAUUUAUUGGGGAGAACAAGAAUGUUACUCCCAACAACAUAACAGUGAAUGAAUUAGAAAGAAUGUUGGAAAAGCUUUAUAAAGUCACAUCUUUUAAAUUGUUUAAUACACAAACCAACUAACAUAAAAAACAACAUCAGCUGUAUUAUCUGUUGACAGAUUUUAAAGAGCACUUUUAAAAAUAAAGGUUCUUUAUUGGCAUUGAUGAUAGAACAUUUAACAGCAUGGAACCUUUCCAUUGCACA
Messenger RNA from Labeo rohita (rohu), 1002 nucleotides. RefSeq names its product endonuclease domain-containing 1 protein-like. The transcript has 3 exons. Gene Ontology annotation, molecular function: nucleic acid binding; metal ion binding; hydrolase activity. Lineage: Eukaryota; Metazoa; Chordata; Actinopteri; Cypriniformes; Cyprinidae. The record is from RefSeq and is a predicted model, not a curated record. The coding region runs from base 16 to 879 and encodes 287 amino acids.